Molecule: messenger RNA, 3180 nt
Organism: Betta splendens (Siamese fighting fish)
Lineage: Eukaryota; Metazoa; Chordata; Actinopteri; Anabantiformes; Osphronemidae
Gene: prlrb
Product: prolactin receptor b
Exons: 9
Coding region: 193-1713 (506 amino acids)
Biological process (GO): cytokine-mediated signaling pathway
Cellular component (GO): external side of plasma membrane
Molecular function (GO): protein binding; cytokine receptor activity
Source: RefSeq, a predicted model, not a curated record
AGCUCGCAGUUCCUCACCUCUCGUCGUACCUGAGGUGUGAGCUGCGCCAGUUGCGGGUGUGAGCACGUCGAAAACAGCGAUGUCAUGACCGAAGAAAGUCGCCUUCGCUGUGUUUGGUGCUACUUCGGUCCCGCUCAUUGACAGAAUAAGGUCGACGCCUCCUGCAGCGGGCUCACGGCGGUUGGUGCCGGGAUGACGGGGGAUCUGGGCCCGUUGCUGCUCGCGCUGCUGUCCGUCGCUGCGAUGUGCAACAGUAUGUCUCCACCAGGGAAACCAGUCCUGCUUGGCUGCAUUUCCCCUGAGAAGGAGACGUUCACCUGCUGGUGGGAGCCCGGCUCUGAUGGAGGACUGCCCACCACACACCGCCUCCUCUACAAGAAAGACCGGUUUAAUGAAACAUACGAGUGUCCUGACUACAACUCGGCUGGCAAGAACUCCUGCUUCUUUGACAAGGCACAAACCUCCAUCUGGGUCGACUAUUCUCUGUGGGUGGUGGCCUCCAACGCACUUGGCAACAGCACGUCUGACUACUUGAAGACAGACUUGAUGGAAAUUGUCAAACCCAACUCUCCUGAAAACGUCACACUGGUGGUGGAGCAGAGAGACAACAGUCAGUGUCUCGAUGUCCGAUGGAAGCCUCCCCAUAACAUAGACACCAAGUCUGGCUGGGCCACCAUUAAAUAUGAAGUAAGGAUCAAAGAGGAGGACCGAAACCUGUGGAAGGAGUUCACCUCAGGCACACAAACCAACUUCGUCCUGUACAACAUCGAUCCUGGGGUGACGUUCGUGGCUCAGGUGCGCUGCAGACUGGACCACAGCACCUGGAGCGAGUGGAGCAACGUCACCUCCAUAAAAGUGCCCAACUAUUUUCAGAAAGAGAAACCGUUCUGGAUAAUUAUUUCCAUCGUCACUCUGGUCUCAUUCAUAACACCAAUGUGUCUCUUGAUCACUAAGAGAGAAUCUGUGAGACAGUUUCUUCUGCCCUCGGUUCCUGGUCCAAAGAUAAGUGGAGUAGACGUGAAACUUCUCAAGUUUGGGCAACCAGGAGACAUCACUAAUGCCCUCAUCAUCAGCCAUAACCUUCCUCCUCUGGUGCCUCUGGAGGAUGAGGUGGAGGAGUACAUUCUCGUGUCGGACAACGUUGACGAACAUCUUCCAGACACAUGUGGUUCUCAAAUAAGGAAGAAAAGCUUGAUUCCCACUGGUUUCUAUUUGGAUUUAAACAUCCCAGUAGACAAUGAAGCGGAUAACGUUAUAAAAAACAGCUCUGUCUCGGAGGUCACGUCAUCAGACAUGGGGGCGAUGCAGAGACACCUCUGUCCAGGUCACGCAGAUACAAACUGUCAGAGUUCAGCAAAUUUCAGCGGAGCAGCUGAAAACGUCACCCAGCCUCUCGCAAACAGCAGCUAUGUGGACGUUCAGACUCACGACAUAAGAGAGGUGAACUACAGCCGAGUGGACGAGGUGAAGGGGGACACCAUUAUCCUAGUGGAACAAGACAACGCCCCCGGAUACAUGGACAUUCAAAGACAGGAUGAGAACGUCGCGCUGGACUACAGCCGGGUGCAGGAGGUGCAGGCUGACGACACGGUCGUCCUGGAGAAACGAAGGGCCGCCGCCGCCUCGCCGGGCGAGAAGCAGAAGCUGGGCUCUAGGCCGUGCACAGAACUCAGCAGCGAGUAUGUGAUGUCUGUGCCAGCAGCAUCUGUUUGAAGCCGACCCCCCACCCCCACCCCCUGCCGGGGGACGUUUGGUUCAUGAACCUGCAUCCUUUACUUUUCCUCUCUUAUUGGAUUGGAUGGUUUGCUGUGAAAUCAGUGGCCGCAGGAUAAACCUGAACGGCACUCGAUCCCAGCUGGGAUAGGCUCCAGCACCCCCGUGACCCCGCACUAGGGAGUAAGCGGUUAAGAAAAUGGAUGGAUGGAUGGCACUCGAUCCUCAGACCCUUGAGUGCAUCCCGUGGGUUAAAUCUUCCUCCUCAGUGCUUGCUUUAGUUAUUUCUAGUUCUGAGUGAAAUAUCUCAACCAGUACAGAAGGGAUGACCGCAUUUGGGCCUUUACAGAAUAAUAAUGCUCAGUUUUGAGAGCCUCUAACUUAUUCAUGAGUCACCGAGAGGUGCGCGUCUGAGUGGAGUGAAACAGUUGAACACCUACUGGCUUCGUUAUUGAGAAGGUGUAAGGAAGAAGAUUAAAAACUUUAGGUUCUCUACCAUCAGGUCACGUUUUCAUUCUGUCUAGUGCUAGUUCUGUCUUGUGUAAAAUACUUUUACACACAUUCUGACAUCAGCUGUGCUGUGUCUUCGCUGCUAAUUAUGACGUAGGCUGAACGUGGCCGACAGGUGGCCAGGUUCAGGCUUCACAGAAUACACGUUAGUUACUUAUACAAAUGAAGCGCCAGGCUUCACAGAGCAGCCGCUGAUGAUGAUGAUGAUGAUGAUGGUGAUGAUGAUGAUGUUUUUGCAGUUUUUGCCUCCGGUAGGUAAAUUCAGUUCAUGCUGGUGGUUUGUUCGGUAUCUUCCUGUAUCACUGCCACAGCAGGUGCACGCAGUAACAUUCUAAUGAGGACAUGUAAGCAAUGUUAUAAAAUAGGUUGGCACAUAAAUAUAGCAGCCGGGUAGAAAGCAUUACUAUUUAUUUCAUUGUAAAUAAUGUAUACACUAAAAUGCCACAAAACGAUUUACUGUUUCUGAUAAACUCUGUUUUCCAACAUCUUCAAAACUUUCAUAUAUAUAACUAGUUGUUAUUUAAAAAUGUAUCAUUAGAUAAAUCAACAUUUACUUUGGUUAGAAUUUAAAAUUUAAUUUAAAUUUAAGACUUUGAGGCAAUAAAUCAGUUUAGAAACAUUUCACGUUACGGCACAUUAAAUAAACUAAUCAAUGUUUCAACUGAAAUAAUUGACAUCUGUUGACACAGAUGGCAUCUAAUCAGUUUGUAUUUUGUGCUCAUUUCACAAACAUAAAUUAUGGUACACUGUUUGUUUUACAUGCUGUACAUUUGAAUGACACACUGCAGUUCAUGCUCCCAUUUCUUUGUUUACGAAGGUUGAAGACGAAGAAAAUCACACAAAGCCCAAACAGAUCUAUUUGUGAACUGUGGCUUUUUAACUUCUCAUUGUGAAUUUUUAACGCAAAACAAACAUGUUAGAAAACUGUUUGUGAAACAAUAAAUCUGCUCCAAAAUG